This is a messenger RNA of Osmerus eperlanus (European smelt), 3583 nucleotides long. It is a transcript of the gene sema4e, whose product is annotated as semaphorin 4e. Gene Ontology annotation, cellular component: plasma membrane. Gene Ontology annotation, biological process: semaphorin-plexin signaling pathway; negative chemotaxis; positive regulation of cell migration. The record is from RefSeq and is a predicted model, not a curated record. The transcript has 15 exons. The coding region runs from base 822 to 3143 and encodes 773 amino acids. Lineage: Eukaryota; Metazoa; Chordata; Actinopteri; Osmeriformes; Osmeridae. Gene Ontology annotation, molecular function: chemorepellent activity; semaphorin receptor binding.
GGAACAAACCAUUAUUUCCUACUUCCUUGUAGGCACAGAUCUAAAUCCAUAAAUCCUUUUUUAAACACUAACCAAAACUGAAGGUAAAAGAAACUUAACUGACCUUUGAUCAUUUUCAGAACUUAUACCGUCCUUUCGUUAUUUCUUCGUUGUUCAAAUGGAAGAAUAUUUUGCGCCAACAACAGGAGUCUCCAAAAGCAGCAGCGGUAGCCAUUCAGAUCUUUUUCACCGCGGGACGUGAGCGCUUAAACUCUCCUCAACAAUACUGCCGACCACAGUUCCUUUCAGCGGGCCCGACAGAGACAGAGGGGGAGCGGGGACGGCAGUUUAGCCACUGACUCUUUCUGGGAAGCACUUGGCUGGGUUUUGUGCUUUUUCUACUGAAAGCGACAUAGGACGUGUUCUCAUGCAAUCUAAAAAUCUAAACUAACGUUGCACUUUCAAGAUAGGCCUGUGCCAUCCAUCUAACCAUGGACUUCCUUCUGAGAGAGGCCAGUGAAAGGAAAAGCAGCAGCCUUUAUUGGAGAUUGGCUGCAUCAUCCUGACAUCAAAACCCUGUGAAGUUCUCCCUGUUGGGGUCAAUGAGAGGUUCAUUUAGCUGUAGCCCACUAUGUAACCUCCAGUGUACCAUACACACAACCAAGACAACAAGUUGCCAUAUAGGAACACCAUGAAAACAAAAUCCACAGGAUUCUUUGUACUGACUCUUAGGGUUUCCCUGUAGCUACCUUCUUGUAGUGUUUGCCCCUGUUAGCUAACAUAUUACUGUGUGAAGCUAGCUACCACAGGACUACACCGUUUUCAGUUUCAACACAGCAGCCAUGCAUCUUCAAAACUUCCUGGCAUUUGUCUGGCUCCUCUCCCGGGUCCUGGCCUUGGACACUACACUGCCGGACUGCAUUCCCAGGAAAACUGUACCUUAUCACAGAGACCAUUUCCGUGAGUUUCGGGAGGAGAAAGUGUUGAACUACUCCACCAUGCUGCUGAGGGAGGACCUGGGGCUUCUGAUGCUGGGAGCCCGAGACAACGUCUACGCACUGGACAUCCAUGACAUCUCCAGGAAGAUGGCCUCUGUGAGCUGGAAUGUAACAGCCAUUCAACAGCAAGAAUGCAGUAACAAAGGAAAGGACUCUGAGAUAGAGUGUCAGAACUUCAUCAGGAUACUACACACCAUGGAGGAUGGGAGGAUGUAUGUGUGUGGAACCAACGCCUUCAACCCAGAAUGUGACUUCAUGUCGUAUGUAGAUGGAAAACUGAUUCUCGAGAACAAAAAGGAAGACGGCAAAGGAAAGUGCCCUUUCGAUCCCUUCCAGAGAUUCUCCUCCAUCAUGGUUGGUAAGGACCUAUACUCUGCCACCUCCAUGAACUUUUUGGGCUCUGAGCCCAUCGUCAUGCGUAGCUCCCCUGUCUCCAUACGCACUGAGUUUAAGAGCUCCUGGCUACACGAGCCUAAUUUCAUCUCCAUGGCCCAGAUGCCAGAUAGUGAAAGCGGUGUUGCCGGGGGUGACGAUAAGGUGUACCUGUUCUUUAGUGAGACUGCAGUGGAGUAUGACUUCUACAGCAAACUGGUGGUAUCCCGUGUAGCCCACGUAUGCAAGGGGGACCUAGGGGGCCAGAGAACCCUGCAGAAGAAGUGGACGUCCUUCCUGAAGGCCAGGGUGGACUGUCCAGUCCUAGGGUCCCGGCUGCCCUACAUCAUCCAAGACACCUUCCUCUGGUGUGACCCAGAGCAGGGCCAGGAGAGCUGUCUCUUCUACGCAGUCUUCACACCACAGUCCGACACGACAGACCUGUCAGCUGUGUGUGCCUACCGUGUUGCGGACAUUAGCAGGGUGUUCUCAGAAGGGAAGUACAAGACCCCGGUCACCGUGGAAACCUCCUUUGUGAAGUGGGUGAUGUACAGCGGAGACGUCCCCUCCCCCCGCCCUGGAGCUUGUAUAGAUGAUAAGGCUCGUAGUCAGGGCAUCAAUAGUUCUCUGGACCUGCCAGACCGGACCCUCCAGUUCAUCAGGGACAGACCCCUCAUGGACCAGGCUGUCCUGCCGCUGGGAGAGGAACCCCUGCUGGUCAGGAGGGGACCUGCCUUCACACGCAUCAUAGUCCACACAACACAGGCCUUGGACGGAGAGAAAUACCAUGUCAUGUUCAUAGGCACAGUGGCGGGCAGUGUGCUGAAAGCGAUCAGCUUCAGUGGAGAGAUGUUCAUCAUAGAGGACGUGCAGCUCUUCCAACCCCCAGAGCCAAUCAAAGUCCUCAAAUUCUCCAGCGCCAUGGGUCAGCUGUAUGCAGGCUCUGAGCAUGGAGCAGUGCAGAUGCAGCUGGCCAGCUGUGGAAGAUCUCUGUCCUGUGUGGACUGUGUGUUGUCCAGAGACCCGUACUGUGGCUGGGACAGAACCACGGCUCAGUGCACCGCCCUGUCUCCCACACACAGUGACCUGAUCCAGAGUGUGAAGAAGGGAGAUGCCUCUCUCUGCCCAGAUACCGACCCUGUGAAGCCAGUUAAUAUGAGUGUGUGGCUGGGGGGAAACCGGGAGCUCCAGUGCCCCCCCUCCUCCAACCUGGCGAAUACCAGCUGGCUGCGAGACGGCCUCCCCCUGCCUUCGUCGCCCCGCCACCAGCUCCUCCCCAACAGCCUUCUCAUCUUCAACGCCUCGGCCUCCGAUGCAGCCCGCUACCACUGCGUGUCCCGGGAGCAGUCCCACGCAGGGGAUUACAACACCACUGUGGCUGACUACCUGCUGAGGAUAGCUGCAGGCUCUGGGAGAAGCCCCGGGGACCCGACCUCACCCCAGGCCCAGACAGAGGCUGCUAACCUGGCUGCUCUGCAGGCCUCUGUAGGCCUCCUGGCGAUUCUCCUGGCCGCCUUGCUGGGCUGGAACUUCUACAAGGGGCAUCUGCGCCUGCCCUGUAUGGUCGGAAGAGGGGCGAGAAAAGGGCAGAGCCCGAGUGAACCAGAACAGGACACUAACUUGUCCAAGAGAGAGGAACCACAGCCUGGGGAGGCAGAGGUCAAGUCCCUAGUCUCUCAUGUGAACUGUAGCGGGAACAACAACCAUGCUGGUCUGGGAGGGGAGUCUCCAGAGGGGGGGGCAUCCAGAGUCAGCCUCAACUCACUGCAGUACAUUGAUGAAUCAGAGAUGUGAUCCUCCCCGAUUUAGAGCUGGAAACUGGGUUAUGACUGUACAUGGUUGGGGUAAAAACACUGCUGAAAGACCCAGAACCCUAGCAAGACAACUGAUAGAAAUGUAAAAAGUUACUGUGAAAUACUCCAAACUUUGAAAUAUGAUUUCACUGGCACAAGAGAACCUCUUAGCAUUAUUUUUUACUUCCAGCUGAGAAAAACUCAUGCCAUGUCCAUACUGAAAUUAUAUUGUUUUUCAACUGUUUAUAUCUGAAUCUCUUUUCAAGGUCAUAACAACAAAUAGUGUAAAUUCACAUUACAAAUUACAUAUCUAUGUUUUUUUAAGGAUAAGAAAUUCUGUAAUGAUCAAAUUUCCUCAUUUCUUUCUAACUCGUGUAAACAAAUGUUCUCAGGAUAACUGUUAGCCAUUGAAUUUAAGUUGACUUCAUUAAAUAUUUUGAU